Molecule: messenger RNA, 267 nt
Organism: Aphanomyces astaci
Lineage: Eukaryota; Oomycota; Saprolegniomycetes; Saprolegniales; Verrucalvaceae
Exons: 3
Coding region: 1-267 (88 amino acids)
Source: RefSeq, a predicted model, not a curated record
AUGUCGACUAUAGCAUCGACGAACCCGAAGAUCCAGCAUGUGAUGUCUCGCUAUCACGAUGUCGCAGGAAUGGGGUUCAUCUGCGACAAUGUGAAAAUAAUCGAAGAAGACGCCAAGUCGUUCGACAUUGACUUGGAACCAUGCCCCGACCGUUUCAAGGAAUCCCCGAAAUAUGUGCGACGAAAGUACCUCAAAAGCAUUCAUGUUCCCGACGUGUACACGCGCGUGCUGCUGUCGACGAAACUCCCCUCCCCAUCGUCACAGUAG